UUUGUGGCGCUGAAACUAUGUACAUUUCUCUGCUACUGCCAUACUGAUACCGACCCUCUCGCAUUCUCACUCUGCGUUCCCUGUCCUUCUUCUCUUCUCUCACCCUUAUCCCUGACGCUCUUCGCAAUUUUCACGAUAAAGCCUUUCAUUUCGGGGCCCCAAUUUUCGCAUUUUACUGGGCGAGUGCAUUGUAUAAUUGCAUAGUUAUUCCGAAAGCAACUGGAAGUAGGAGGAGGAGAAGGGAGAGGAAAGUGAAAGUGUGAGACUAUGUGCAAUGCGAGUGAAGCAUACGCUAGCAAAUUCCCCCAACAACACUCAUGAUGAGGGGCUCGGGUUUGAAGAAAUGGGCAGUGGGAUUUGCACUUGGAAAUGAAGGAGAGGCAACGUUGGACAGCUGAAGAGGAUGCUUUAUUGCGUGCUUACGUCAAAGAGUAUGGCCCUAGGGAAUGGAAUCUUGUGUCCCAACGAAUGAACAAACCCCUUAAUAGGGAUGCCAAAUCCUGCUUAGAAAGGUGGAAGAACUACCUCAAGCCUGGCAUCAAGAAGGGGUCUCUUACCGAAGAAGAGAAAUCUCUUGUCAUCCACCUUCAACAGAUUUAUGGCAACAAAUGGAAGAAAAUUGCUGCAGAAGUCCCUGGUCGCACUGCCAAGAGGUUAGGUAAGUGGUGGGAAGUAUUUAAAGAGAAGCAGCAGAGAGAGAAAAAAGACAUCAACAAAACAGUUGAUCCAAUUGACGACACCAAAUACGAUCACAUCCUUGAGACCUUUGCUGAGAAGCUUGUGAAAGAACGCCCUUCCCCAUCCUACCUCAUGGCUGCCUCCAAUGGGGCAUUUAUUCUCACUGAUGCACCAGCUCCUCCUUCAGCUAUGCUUCCUUCAUGGCUUUCUAACUCUAGCGGCAAUUCAGCUAUUAGGCCACCCUCCCCUUCUGUGACGCUAAGUCUCUCUCCCUCCACUGUUGCUGCUUCAUCUCCAUUUCAAUGGUUACAACCCGAGAGAAUGCCAGAGAAUGCUCCUCCUGUUAUUCGGAAUGCAACACCUCAUGGAACUAUUUCAGGUUUUGGUGAUAACAUGCUUGUAUCUGAGCUUGUUGAAUACUGUAAAGAGCUGGAAGAAGGUCACCAGACAUGGUCAUCACAUAGGAAGGAAGCAGUGUGGAGGUUAAGGCGGGUGGAGCUGCAGCUGGAGUCAGAGAAGGCAUGUCGUAUGCGAGAGAAGAUGGAAGAGUUUGAAGUGAAGAUUAAAGCUCUUUGGGAAGAACAGAUGGCUGCUUUGGAUAGAAUGGAAGCCGAAUACUGGGAGCAACUAUCUGAACUGAGAAGAGAUGCAGAAACCAAGGAGCAGAAAUUGACUGGGCAAUUAGCUGCUAAACACUCAAGGCUUAGUAAGCUUCUGGAUCAGAUAGGUUGCAGACCCAGGCUUGCUCAGCCUAAUGUAAGAUGAAUAAAAUGGAAGCUGAAUACCUCGAACAACUAUCUGAACUGAGAAGAGAUGCAGAAACCAAGGAGCAGAAAUUGGCUGCAGAAAACUUGAGGCUUAGUAAGCUUCUGGAGCUGAUAGGUUGUAGACCCAGGCUUGCUGAGCCAAAUGGAAGAUGAAUAUACUUCAUCUACUUAUAGCAUGAAUGUUAAGUGUUUGAUUAUUCUUAUUUGAUCUUGCGCCUUUUCCCCUAGAAAUUUUAUUUACGCAAUUGUCCUACUUAUAUGUACAACUUGAGGAUUUUAUGGUAUAUGAGUUGAUAUAGGAGGCAGAGUUUUGCACCCGUCGUUAUCAAUAUAAGCUUAGUUUUAUUUCCAA
Prosopis cineraria is the source of this 1797-nucleotide messenger RNA. RefSeq names its product transcription factor AS1-like. The transcript has 2 exons. Bases 370 to 1443 code for a protein of 357 amino acids. NCBI's taxonomy places the organism in Eukaryota, Viridiplantae, Streptophyta, Magnoliopsida, Fabales, Fabaceae. The record is from RefSeq and is a predicted model, not a curated record.